UUAAAACUUUGCUAAACUCUGACUAUUAUAUGAAUGUUAGAGGUUGGAGUCAUGUAAGGUCCCCUCAUGCGUGUGUGCAGGUGGGCAUGCUCAGACUAAUUCAAUCCUUUUUUUCGUGAAUGACCGAUUAUCCCAAUCUGUAGCUGAAGUCGCAGUGCUGCAGCGGCGUUGAGACCUUCACUCUGAGCGACAGACGGGGGGAAAGACAGAGUUGGCAUGGCCCAGAAAAUUAACUUUGAGUUCUCCAUCCGGAAAUACAGGCCUUCCGAGGAACGUGAGGUCAUGUCACUCUUUCGCGAUGGGAUUCUCGAGCAUGUGUACCCGGCGUUUUUUAAGGCCAUGAGUAAUCUGGACCACGUCGGGCUCACUCUGAGCAUCUCCAUGGCCGGAUACGUGCUCGGAGGGAGCUCCUACUUCCAAGCUCUGUUCUUUGGCUUCGCGUGGGCCAGCCUCAUUUAUUCCUGCUGCCACGAGAUCUACAACAGCUACAUGAUGAGGAGGCUGAGCACCGACAUGGCCGACAUCGAGAGCAGCUACCUGGACAACCCCGAUAACGGCUUCUGGGUGGCGGAAGCGGACGUCAACGGUCAGACGCGGGUGGUGGGAAUCAUGGGGGUGAUGGGGAGGAGCGAGGAGGAGCACGGCGAGCGCUUCGACGACUGGAACGGAGGGGUGAGCGGCUCCGAGAUCGCUCAGGACGCCGUGGACGGGAGCUUCGGGGAGGUGCGCCACCUGGUGGUGGCGUUCCCGUGGCGCCGCAUGCAGCUGGGUUCGCAGCUGACCCGCAAGGCAUUGGAAUUCUGCAAAGAGCGAGGGUUCACCCGGCUCGCCGUGGACCUCAGCUCACCGCAGACGGCGGCCAUUUCUAUGUACCAAAAAUUAGGCUUUGUUCAAACGGCGCCUCACGGCAACACGCACGUCAAUAAGUGGUUCUCCAAACUAGCCCGGAUAAACAUGGUGCACAUGGAGAAGACCAUUUAAAUCAAAUAAAGCAGAGACUUCAGACCCCGCACGUGCUUUUCCAUCCAGCACAUUGAAGUUAAUUUAUGGUUUUUCUUCAUUGAAUGCAGAAGAAAUCUCCAGUGUGAUAUCACCCUUGACUCACCGUCAGGGUUAUUCAAAGAAAAGAGCAUUAAA
This is a messenger RNA of Oryzias melastigma (Indian medaka), 1137 nucleotides long. RefSeq names its product N-acetyltransferase family 8 member 3. The transcript has 2 exons. Gene Ontology annotation, molecular function: N-acetyltransferase activity. The record is from RefSeq and is a predicted model, not a curated record. Bases 217 to 981 code for a protein of 254 amino acids. Lineage: Eukaryota; Metazoa; Chordata; Actinopteri; Beloniformes; Adrianichthyidae.